GUGACAAAUCUUAAAGCCCAUGUGGAGAGGUUGCCAAACGUGUCUUACUGUGGGAACAGAAGACUGCUCUCUAACGUUAAAGGCUGCGCUCCCCCACUAUAAGUAGCAGCAUUUAAGUCUCAAAACUCUCUCAAUACUCUUCUUCACAGAAACAGUGAAGCACAGCCACAGAUCACAUGAUCAUACUGUGAUGAACGUCAUGGAGACUACCUUCUCACCACAGCUACCCUCGACUACAACUCAUCAAGGAAGCAACGAACUUGAAACUAUACUCUCUAACACCCAGUUGCCUCUCUUCAAACGUCUCCGUUUAGCCUCAUUGAUAGAGCUCAAGAUCCUCUUCUACCUCGCUGCUCCUUCAGUGGCUGUCUACAUGAUCAACUACCUCAUGUCCAUGUCCACUCGGAUCUUCUCCGGUCACCUCGGUAAUCUCGAGCUCGCCGCUGCUUCGCUCGGCAACUCUGGCAUCCAAUCCUUCGCCUUUGGCCUCCUCAUUGGAAUGGGGAGUGCAGUGGAGACGCUGUGUGGGCAAGCUUACGGUGCAUCAAAGCUUGAAAUGCUAGGAAUAUACCUCCAAAGAUCAAUGAUCCUCCUUAUGCUCGCAGGGGUCCCACUCACUGUGAUCUGCAUCUUCUCCAAGCCAAUCUUGAUGCUUCUCGGCCAAUCCUCAACGAUAGCAUCAGCCGCUGCAGUGUUCGUGUACGGCCUUAUCCCUCAGAUAUUUGCCUAUGCAGCCAACUUCCCUAUGCAGAAAUUCCUGCAAGCCCAGAGCAUUGUGGCCCCCAGCGCCUACAUAUCAACGGCUACACUGCUUGUGCAAAUAUUACUAAGCUGGGUGGCAGUGUACAAGAUCAAGCUCGGUUUAUUGGGGGCCGCCCUGGUGUUGAGCCUUUCAUGGUGGAUAAUAGUAGUGGCUCAGUUCAUUUAUAUAGUCAAGAGCGAACGCUGCAAGCUCACCUGGACCGGGUUCUCCCUCCAAGCAUUUUCCGGGUUGUUCGGUUUCUUCAAAUUGUCAGCUUCGUCGGCGGUGAUGCUGUGCCUGCAGACUUGGUACUCUCAGAUACUGGUUUUGUUAGCCGGGUUGCUCCGAAACCCGCAGUUGGCUUUGAAUUCUCUCUCUAUUUGCAUGGCGAUAAAUGGGUGGGCUUUCAUGAUCCCAAUUGGAUUCAACGCAGCUGCGAGGUCAGUCUCUUUCAAAUUAACUUGGCAUCAACCAAACAAGAUAUAUAAUUAUGGCAAAAGUGUGAGGGUAAGCAACGAGAUAGGAGCUGGAAAUCCAAAAUCGGCGGCAUUCUCAGUGAUAAUGGUGACUUCCUUAUCAUUUAUAAUAAUGGUGAUCCUGGCUAUAGUUGUGUUAAAUCUGCGUCCAUAUAUAAGCUAUGCCUUCACCGAUGGAGAAACUGUUGCCGAUGCAGUUUCAGACCUCUGCCCAUUGUUGGCCAUCAAUCUCAUUCUCAAUGGCAUCCAACCUACCCUCUCAGGUGUGGCCGUUGGUUGUGGUUGGCAAAAAUUUGUUGCGUACGUUAGUUUGGGGUGCUACUAUGUGGUUGGGAUCCCAUUAGGGGUUCUUUUAGGUUUCAAGUUCAACUUUGGUGCUAAGGGAAUGUGGUCUGGAAUGAUAGGUGGCACUGCAUUGCAAACCCUCAUUUUACUAUGGGUUACAUAUCGAACAGAAUGGAAAAUUGAGGUGGAGAAGGCCAAGAAACGCUUGGAUAAAUGGAACAUCGAGGAAGUAACAUCAGAAAAUGCGUGAUGGAAGCUUUAAAGAAAUGCAACACCUGUGGAGGUUGAGAUGCCCUAUUGAUUCAUCAAGCUAGCAAAUAUUCAUCUCUAGAUCACCUUAUGAUCGAAGACCACUGCUACCAAUAUUUGUCACUCCAAUCAUCACUAUCUUGUUUUAACAGAAAGAAUUAGGUAUUACAUAGUUAAAACAUGUUCUACAUCUAGAUCAAUU
Molecule: messenger RNA, 1954 nt
Organism: Macadamia integrifolia
Lineage: Eukaryota; Viridiplantae; Streptophyta; Magnoliopsida; Proteales; Proteaceae
Product: protein DETOXIFICATION 40-like
Exons: 7
Coding region: 191-1753 (520 amino acids)
Biological process (GO): xenobiotic detoxification by transmembrane export across the plasma membrane
Cellular component (GO): membrane
Molecular function (GO): xenobiotic transmembrane transporter activity; antiporter activity
Source: RefSeq, a predicted model, not a curated record